GGCCAGAUAGACCCUGUACCAUCUUAGUAGCUCGUCGUUGGACUCUUUCUAGCAUAUCUGCUUCAUAUUUGAAAUUUUGAAUAUUUUGGUGGCUGUUUUGAAAUUUCAGGGAUGUCGUUAGAAUACGCUCGCGUUGGUAAUAUUGAAGAUAUCACGUCAAUCGGUUCAACCACCAGCUUUCUACAGGCCACAGCAGCUGAGGUUAGAUCAACACGAGUAAACUGGCAAUCUUACCUUCAAGGACAAAUAAUUAAUGAUGAGCAGUAUUCAUUCAUAACACGACUUGAUAAUGCUCCCACUGCGGAAGCACGAAAUCAUGUAAUAAGGGCUGAUGAAAACAUGACCGCUAGGGUUUUUAUAUUUAUCCUAAAUAAAAUCUCAAAAGAACAAACAUUACGAUAUAUCCUUACACUUAUUGAUGAUAUGCUUCAGGAAGACAAAUUACGUGUUGAAAUCUUUCGUGAUUACUUCUCCAAGUCAAAAGAAUCACUUUGGUCUCAUUUUUUCGGAUUUUUCCAAAGAGGGGAUCCUUUCUGUAUGUACCAAGCUUCCCGGAUAAUUGCAAAGUUUGCAUGUUGGUCUUCCCAACUUAUGGAGGAAAAUGACUUGAUUUAUUAUUUAAAUUGGCUACGUGAACAACUGACAAUAACCAAUAAUCAGUAUGAUCAAACUGUGGCUCGAAAUCUUCAAAUGAUGCUUCGUAUCAGAGAGUACCGUGCUCAAUUCGCUAAAGUCGGAGGAAUCGAGACCAUUGGAGAUGUUUUACAAGAAAAAUCAACUAGUCGUCAGUUACAAUAUCAGUUAAUUUUUUGCUUAUGGUGUAUGAGUUUUGAUUCAAUUCAUGUAACUGAUAUAUGUAAGAAUUCUGCAUUAUUGGCUACUGUAGCUGAUAUUUUCCUUGAAGCAGAUCGAGAAAAAAUCACUAGAAUUUCAUUGGCAUUCUUUCGUAGUAUUUUAGAAAAAUUACCUACAAACUCUGAACAAAGAGAUUGUGGCUUACGCUUAGUUCAAUAUAAAGUUUUAAAAGAAUUAGAAUUGCUUAAUCAAAAAGAUUUUAGUCAUGAUCCUGAACUAACUGAAGAUAUUGCAUUCUUAAAUAAAUUAUCGGCUAGCAUUCAAGAUAAUGGUCACCUGUUCAUAAAUCAGAAAAGUUUUGGUAUGAAAAUGCAGUAAAAUUUACAGAUAAUAAUUAUGAAAUGUUAAAAAUGUUAGUACGACUAGUCGAACUGGGUACUGAUCCAUUGACAUUAUCUGUGGCUGUACACGAUAUUGGAGAGUUUGUAAGACACUAUCCACGUGGUAAACAAAUAAUUGAAACACUUGGCGGUAAACAGUUAGUGAUGGCUUUACUACAGCAUGAUGAUCCAAAUGUUCGUUAUAAUGCACUAGUUUCAUUACAAAAGAUAAUGGUACAUAAUUGGUAAGCAUAUAGAGAAGUAGAUAGAUAUGUGUGUAUUUUCAUACAGUAUUUGUUAUGAACUGACAUUUAGCUGUUUAAUCCUAGUUAGAAGUAUAUCAGUAGUGUACAACUCCCCCACAGAUCGAACCUCAAACUUUCAAUUCUCAAGCGAACACGUUACCUCAUGACCGACAUCCUAAGACUGAUACAUAACCUAUUGAUCUUGUGAUGUAAUAUCAUGUUAUUAUCUGUUAAAAUGAAGAAAUCAAAGGCUUCCCAGUAGGACUUACGACGAUGGUGUGUGUAGGUGUUUGUUUUAUCAAUCUAUUACUAGUAUGAAAAAAACAUAAAUGAACAAUCAGUCAUCAUCAACAUGAUGCUUGACAUAAAUGUCGAUCAGUCCAGUUUACUAUACCACAUCACCAAAACGAAAUGGUGGAAAUACUUGAAAUAAUAGUAGUAUUAAUUAUAAUCAAAGAAGCUAAAUAUAGAAGAAUACGAUACGAAAUGAAUGGAUAGAUUCCAGGAAUAAAAAGUGUGACAAAGAAAGAGUGCAUCAUCGUGCACUAUUGGCACCAAUUCCGAAUCGUCUCACUCAGUGUCUUCAACUAUUAGUCAUGACAACCGUGCGAAUCCUAACUAAGUAUUGUGCACUAACAUGGCCAGUAACUUCGUACACUAAUGCCACAUGUUGACUUGACUGCUCCUACCUUUUUGAAAACUCGCUCCCACACCAGCCAAGAUUGCAAGUAUAGGUAACAGGAGGUGGUUAGGCAUAUAUAACUAACCACCUCAGUCAAUGAAGAUUUACCAUAUAUAUCUAGUAAGCUUACUUUCGUCUCGGCAUUGCUUAUUCAGUUGCUCCAUUAAAAAUGACGAAAACACCCAUGACAAAUUACUUGCAGACUACGUAUUUCUCUUACUUCUAUGUGCCUUGUUUUAAGCCAUAAAUUAGAAUGACUGACCAGACAGAACAUCAAUCUAUGGAGUCAUUGACUAUUGGUCUAAACGUUGUUAGUAGAUUCGGACUACCUGUUUGGGAAACUGCGUUAAUCACGAUCAGUUUUUUGGAGAUUGGGUGAUAUCACUCAGAACCGUUCACUGCAGUUCAGAUGCAUUCAUUCCUUGCCUUUCUUUUGAUCUUGAGAUCCAGUAUUCCUUCAUGCAUACAUUUUCAUUUUGUCUUUUUGAACCAUAUUCUCAAUAUCGAUUCUUUCUCAUUAUCAUUGCUAUUACAUAGUUCCAAUCUCUUUUGCCAUUUACUUUGUUAAUUUUAUCACGUCAUGUUAAGAUAAUCUGCAACUUGGACUGACAUCUGUUCCAGUCUAUAACUUGAUGAUGACUGACUUUUAGUCAUUGGCUUUCUCAAUAUUAAUUUCAUAAAAUAAUCCGUUAUAAGACAUUAAAAAUGAUGUGAAGGCAAUAAAAUAACUGUUUUAUUCUAAUAUAGUACUCUUCAGUAUUAUGGUAUUUACCCCACUACCAUACGGAUGAAACCGGAUAUAGAAUUACUGAGUCUCCUUUUUUUGGUGAACACAUAAUCUUAAUAGUUAAAUUCAUGAGUCAAUCUAUGCUAGACAGCCAUCGAAAACCUGGAAGCACUGAACGACUGUUUUAUCCCAGUGUAGGACUCCUCCAUGAUCCUGCGCACAGUACUCGGACCCAUGACCUUCGGUCUCGCACACGAAUGCUUAACCCUUAGAUCACUGAGUCGGCAUCAAACGAUGUUAAUGUCUAAAUUCAAUCAAUCGAUUAUUGCUUAUAUUUUUACUUCCUCUACCACUAUGGGAUUUAAAACGACAAUUGUGUCUUUGUGCUAAUGUGGUAUAGCAACUUGAACUGAUGUACGUACGCACGAAGUUCUACGUUGUUGCUGACUGACUGAUAUAUAUCAUCAUAUUUCCUAAAAUUGUUUUAUUUAUUACAGGGAAUAUUUGGGUAAACAAUUGGAUUCAGUUCAAAGUACUGAUGUGAAAUCAACUGGAGUAAAAGUUAAGUAGUAGUGGAUAGCAGUAGUAUUAUUAGUAGUAAUGAGAAAAACUAAAAAACACCUUUUAAUUACCUUCAAAUGAUCUAAUGAAACUUAAUCAAAUGUAAUUAAUCAAUAGGUGAGUGAUUUGUCAUGAACAGUUAACAAAUAAACAUACAUAUAUAUUUAUCCAUUUAUUUUUCAAUCAAUCAUUAUUUACUGUUGUUACCAGGCUUCAUUAUUCUGGGUUUAGUAUUACUGUUUAUCAUCUGGUGUAAUCGAUCCUCCAUAGUGAUUCUUUCAUUCUCUUUUAUUUCAAUAUAUCAAUGGGAUUAAAUAUAAACAAAACAAACAUGCAUAAUAAUCAAACUUUCAUUUUCUUGACUUUCUUUCUAGUAUUGACUUGUUUUUUCUUUGUUGUUCUUCUUGUGAUAAAUUUAUUCCUGAUAUUUAUUGAUGUUUUAACUUGUGAACCUGUGUGCCCUGUAUAUUGGAUAACGCAACGAUACCGCCAAUUGGAGAGUAGUGAAUUAUCGAUCGAACCAGUGAUACAUAAAACACGUGGGAGCAGUCUAGAAUCCUUAUCGGUCCUGCUUCCCGCCUAGCACAGCCAAUUAAGUCCAGAACAUCAAUCUCAGCCUCUGCAAUAUGAAUCCUUAUAUUUCAAACAUACUGAGUUUAUAUGCCAAUCAAACAGAUCACAACGUACCAUAAAAUAGAAAAUAACAUUUGUACAAUAGUUGGCCAAAAGUGUCUGUGGAUGAGGGAGAUAGUAAUUGAUAGACAAGGCAUAACUUAAGAAUAGUCAGUCUUAUGAUAAUAGUUCAUAAGUCAAAAUAAAGCUCACAAUAAGAGGGACAUGAAUAUGUAUAGUUUAGUUACUUAACAAUUAUACGAUAAAAAUGUACUCAUAGUAUUGGUCCAUAAAUGGAUCCCAAAAGUUACCAUUCAUUAUUCUUAUCGAGAUAUAACACCUCCCCUUUUAAAGAUCCGGGUUUAUCCUCCCUCACGAAACAGUGUUGGAUCCUCAUAUUCCCAAGUUACAAUUAAUUUGACUUUAUUUAAAACGUAUUUGUCAAAUUGAACAGAGAAUUUACUAAAGGUAAUUAAAUGAUUAGGAUCAAUGUCGCUUGAUAUGAGGUCAUCAAAGUUUGAUUCUUCUGAAACUUUGUCAUCGAAUUUCUUGAAAAUCUCAUUAGUAGAUAGUCGAUCGCUAGAGUAAUCAGCAUCUAUCAAAAUUUUGUUAGGUUCUUGAUCGUUGUUUGGUGCAUUCGACAAAUUUUUCUCAUUUUUGUAAGAAAUUUGAUCAAAAGCAGAUGAGUCAUCAAGAUAACUUAUAUUUGAUAAAACAACUAGAGAACUCCAAUAAGUAGAUUCAUCAGGAACUUUUGUUCUGGAAUGAUAAGCUCCAUUCGAUGCGACUGUUUUUAUUUUGAUGCUUGAUUCAUUUUCUGUCUCUUCGUGGGCGGCUUUUGCAGUAAUUUCAUGAGCAUUUAAUAAGACGUCUUUCUGUGAGCUGGACAAUCCCGUGUUUGUGCAUGGUGUUUCGGGAGCAAUGGGAUUGGAACCCACGACAGGACAUGUCUCUGGAAUGGACGUUUCUGGACCAUUGGUCCGAUCACGAAUGACUGCUAUUGCUUCGCUUACAUUACUGCUCGUCAAGGAUUCAUAGAGGCUUUUAUCGACACGUUCAUACGUUCUGCAGUCAUUUUCCAGCUCGGUAUGCAAAUUUGAAAUUAAUUUACUAAUUUCUGUUACAUCUCCAAAACAUGGAUGAUUUAGCAGCCGUGUACGUAAAUUGUCUAAAACAUUCAACUGUCUAUUUUUGAAACACUCCUGUUGUCGCUCAAAUAGGAACUGUAAUUGAUCGGAAGAGAUAGUCAUUUUCUGAAUCAGUACGGUAAUGAGGAAUACUGAAUGAUAAAUUAACAACCAAUGUUUUCCAAGGACAUCGAUGGCCAAUCUGGAUGCUGAUUGCUCGAAAUAAUUAGAUUGAAUUUCGUCCAAUUACAGGCUGAAGUUGAAGAUGAGGGUUCAGAAUUUCGUUCAACCCCGUCGCCAAUUGUUAUAACCUUUCUGGUAAUCACUACCUCCCUCAUUCACAGACACUUUUGGCCAACUAUUGUACAAAUGUUAUUUUCUAUUUUAUGGUACGUUGUGAUCUGUUUGAUUGGCAUAUAAACUCAGUAUGUUUGAAAUAUAAGGAUUCAUAUUGCAGAGGCUGAGAUUGAUGUUCUGGACUUAAUUGGCUGUGCUAGGCGGGAAGCAGGACCGAUAAGGAUUCUAGACUGCUCUCACGUGUUUUAUGUAUCACUGGUUCGAUCGGUAAUUGGUCGGCAUCCAAUGGUGUUAAUGUCUAACUUCAACUAAUCCACGAAAUUGAGCCACCAUUCACCAUUGUCUUCUAUUUCACCAGGAAUAGAUAUUUUUGUAUUUGACUUCGAACUACACUCUAAAUCUAAAGACAAUUUAUAUUACUCGGUUACCCAAACUGAUAUAAAUAAAUUGGCAUUCGAACUUGUGGCUUAAUGGAUAAAAGUUGAAUGCUUUAAGCGCUAAGUCACUGAUUGGAUAGAUGCAUAUGUAUAUCAGGGUUACAUGGUUCAUUAUUAAUGUUCCAAUAACAUUUCAGUUUAUCAUCGAAUCGACUCAGUGAAUUGUGAUGUAACUCCAGUAAUAAUAUGUAUAUGAAAAAUCCUCAUAUUUGUGAACUAGAGCAACACGAAUUAUAAGUGAACAAUGGUAUUUUCAAUUAGGUCAUCUCCAGUCUCUACUCUGCCUUAUAGAAGUGUUUAUAUACACAUAUGAACAAUAUUAAACAUUGAAAUAACGUGCAUUAAAAAUUACGUAAUGCUUGAGAAAGGGUUGAAGAAAAAUCAUAGAUUGAUCGAAGUUAGAUAUUAAUACCGUUGGAUAACAGUCCAGUGGUCUCAAUAUUAGGUGUUCACGUGUGAGACCAAAGGUCAUGGGUCCGAGUUCUGUGUGCUGAAUUGUGGAUGCGCGCUGCAGAGGCGUCCUGUACUAGGACCAGAUUUCCAAUGGUGAUCUAACAUUAAUCGAUCUAUGAUCUCAAUGAAAACAAAAACAGACGGACAAAGGGAAUGAAAAGUUAUAAUAAUUAGUAUGAUCAUUUGUUAAGCCUAAUUCGGUCAAGGAAGAGAUAAAGGUAUCAUAGAUUUCUUAUUAAUACAAAGAUUUGAGUUCCUAGCUCAAAUCCCGUUAUUUGGAAGAUGCAGAGUCGAACUCUCUAUUAAGAAAAGGAGUAUGUUUACAAUUUAUGUAUUUGAAUAAAUAAAUAUUGGUUCAAAGAGGUACCGAAUACAUAUGUGCCACACAAUUCGCUUGAUUUGUGCGUGGGUUGUGAUACUGCCCAAAUCGAAGCAGAUGGUUUUCUUAGGGGGUCACACCCGGAGCCUUCGACCUAAAGGUUUGAUCCAUAAGACAGUGGAGCAUCGUAAGGAGAUGCAGUCCUAUGGUAGUCGGUAACCAGUAAUAGGUUAAUACACCAUUUGUUCCCUUAAGAUUAUUGGUUUGGAAUCAGGGUUUUCCAACUCUCCUAGGUGAAUCCUCUAUAUCCACCAGCCCGGUUAAAACACCAAACAUUCUUUUUUCGUCCUCUCAAUUUCGUAAACAUCACCCGUGGUGCGAGAAGGCUGACUGAUUGUACGCACGUGACUAUAUGAGAGCACUUGGAGGGGCAGAGCUGACUCUCAACCGUACCUGGCAUUUGGGGGCCCUUAAUGUAGUUAUGAUCGAAUUUAAUUUAAAUAUACUUUAGACUAAGUAGCAAUAAGGUUCUUUUCAUUAAAAUGAUAAUAAAUCUCAUUGUUAAAAUGUCUUUUUGUUUGUGUAAAUUUAUUGACCUACGGACUAAACUCAUUCUAUAUUCAGUUUGAAUGAAUCAAUUCAUUUAGAUUGUUGAUUACAUAAUCUUACUAUUAUGUUCUUAUGAUUGAAAUCAAGGACAUUUUCUAAAUGUAUUCACUCUAUUUAAAUGAAAUGAAUUAUUCAAAUGUAAUUUGUUAUAGAGAUUCCAAUAGUUUCGAUUGUGUAUGUAUUCUGUGUACAUUGUAACAUAGUAGGAAUCUUUAUUUUGGGUAUACAAUUGUGUUUACUUUGAAUGUGACUAACUUACAGAUAACAAUACGAUUGAUUUUUGAUCCGAAUCAUUCAUGAACUAUGUACGAUGAUAAAAUCAAAUGAGUUUGAUUCUAGGGACUAUAAAUGCAUCGUUUUUUUUGCUUUUGUUCUCAAUAAAAAAUUAGAGAAAAGUUAAGUAUUGUAUGUAAUGAUCUGACAAGGUAGAGUUAGAUGUAGCUGUCGUUGUCGACAGAGAGGAGAGGUGGAACGUCCGGAAUAUUGGGCGGGAAUCAGAAUGAGAUUGUCGACAGAGUAAUGAGGGUCAGUGAGCCUGCAGGAUUGACAACUCGACGAAGAGUGGGGUACAGACUGUGACGGAGAAAGAGGUACAGCGGCUAGAACGACUUAUUAAAAGAGGGACGAGUAUGAUAUGUACAGACAAAUAUGAGUAGUAUGUAUCAGGAGUCUAAAGUAGAAUUCUUAAGGACAGAAGGAGAAAAUAAACUGAGAAGAAAGAGAAACAAAGAGUAAUCGAAAUAACAACUGGAAUGGAAGACCGAUAAAGUUGUAAGAGACGAUUCAAGGAAGAUGUGCAAACAGUAUAUUUGAUAUAUUGUUUUCAUAUUUUACAAAUUCACUGUUUGAUUUUGCAUACCACAAUAAAUUGGCUUACUCUAACCAAGUCUGUAUAUAGUUCAAUACAAAUUAUUUGAACAGCCAGUAUUUAUCAAAAAUACCUUUAAUACAGACUUUUUAACACAAUGUUCAUUCACCAAGUACAUACAUAUGAGCCACUCUUGCUCGGUUACUAAAACCGAAACAGGCAGGGAUGGGCUUCCGAAUCUAGCCGAAAGUUGGGCAUCCUAACCAUUAAGCCACUGCUGAUGUAAAUAAGAACGCAGCAACUAUGUAUAAAUAUAUUAUCUUGAAGGUAGGUCACAAAAUAUUACAAUUCAUAGAGCUAUAGUGAACGAGAACACAAGUGAAAACAACCGAAUGUAUUUCAAUAAAAAAUUACAGAAUCAUUUAGUAAAAAUCUGAGAACCAUACAGUGAUAAUUCAUUUGUAAAAUGUCAAUCAACCGUCUCAAUUCAUUUUCACCUCGUUUCCACGCCAAUCAUUCACUCUUCUCGUUUUCUUUUCUUUAUUCUGUAGUGACCUACUUUUACCAAGAAAACGCGAUUGAUUUAAUGGAAAUAAUCAUUAUUAUAACCAAUUGUACCAGUGAUUGCUUUACUAUGCUCGUCUGUUUAAAUGUACUAAAGACAGUCACAUUACUACUCCAUUACUUUUCCGUGGAUUGUGACCUCGUACGUUCGUACUCUUGCCCUCUGAUUCCACUUGUACUCCUUUUGGCACGGUCUCGGUAUUCGUUCGAUACCACGAGAUCGCCAACCAAAUAAAUCUGGUUACGCUCCAUCUUCGCCUUCUGAUUUACUUGGCACGUGUUUCUUGGUAGCGGUGUUCAUAGUCAAUUUCGACCCGACACCACGCUACAAUUGGUGACGGAAGUUCUGGAACACGCCUCAACCUCUGGUCAAAUCUUCCAAACAAGCCGAUUCGGUGAGUCUAUAGUUUAUCUAUCCACGUCUGUCGUAUAUUUUCAUAUUAUCGUUUAUUAUUUAAUAUACACGACAUGACGGAUAGCGACAAGAAUAGUACUAAUAUCAUAGACUCAGACGUACAGGCCAUCCACUUUCGACCUGUAUCAUUCAUUCCCCACGACCCAGAGGUUUGGUUUGCUGCAUUAGAGUCUCAGUUCGAGACUCGUCGCAUUACGAGCCAAAGGCAAAAGUACGCCUUCGCUCUCGAAUCACUACCCGGGGACCAUAUAGUAACUGUACGUGAGGUUGUCCUCAAUUCCAAUGUACCUAAUGCUUACGAUCGCCUCAGAGGCAAUUCUCAG
Molecule: messenger RNA, 9354 nt
Organism: Schistosoma haematobium
Lineage: Eukaryota; Metazoa; Platyhelminthes; Trematoda; Strigeidida; Schistosomatidae
Product: V-type proton ATPase subunit H, variant 2
Exons: 12
Coding region: 112-1173 (353 amino acids)
Biological process (GO): proton transmembrane transport
Cellular component (GO): lysosomal membrane; vacuolar proton-transporting V-type ATPase, V1 domain
Molecular function (GO): proton-transporting ATPase activity, rotational mechanism
Source: RefSeq, a predicted model, not a curated record